Molecule: messenger RNA, 660 nt
Organism: Anopheles marshallii
Lineage: Eukaryota; Metazoa; Arthropoda; Insecta; Diptera; Culicidae
Gene: Rab39
Product: ras-related protein Rab-39B
Exons: 2
Coding region: 1-660 (219 amino acids)
Biological process (GO): Rab protein signal transduction
Cellular component (GO): Golgi membrane
Molecular function (GO): GTPase activity; GTP binding
Source: RefSeq, a predicted model, not a curated record
AUGGUGGAACCCAUGUUUGAUUAUCAAUUCCGACACAUUUUGAUAGGAGACAGCACGGUCGGGAAGUCGUCACUGCUGAAAUAUUUUACCGAUGGCAAAUUUGCAGAGCUCUCCGAUCCAACGGUAGGAGUCGACUUCUUCGCCCACUUGAUAGAGGUAAUGGACGGUACUCGGAUCAAGCUGCAGCUGUGGGAUACGGCCGGCCAGGAACGUUUUCGCUCAAUCACCAAAUCGUACUAUCGGAAUUCCGUCGGUGUGCUUCUUGUGUACGACAUUACCAAUCACGCUAGCUUCGAACACAUCCCGCUCUGGAUGAUGGAAGCGAAACGGCACAUCGAACCGCACCGGCCGGUUUUUGCGCUGGUCGGUUGCAAGCUGGACCUGGUCACAAGCGGUGCCCAGCAGCGUGAGGUUAGCAUCGAAGAGGCGCGCGCCUUCGCCGAACAGCACGGCCUGAUAUUCGUGGAAACGUCCGCUCGGUCCGGGGUGAAUGUGCGGGAAGCGUUCAAGCUCGUUACGCAGGAGGUGUACAACCGGAUUAAGAACGGUGAAUAUAAGGUCGAGGACGGAUGGGACGGCAUAAAGAAGGGUUUUAUGCGGCCAAACAAUCUGGACUUUAAUCUGGUAGUGGCCGAAUCCGCACGGAGUAGUUGCUGUUAG